AAAAACCUGUUGCUAGUAACAUGGACAUGGCUACAGCCAGAAAAUUGUGGAUUCAUUGCAAUUCAUGUUUUGUACAUUUCAUUGACAAGAAAAACAUACUAUUUUUGCUGGCCUGCCAGCACGUAAUUUGCGAGAAGUGCGUCACAGCAAAUUUGGGACGCACUCCAAGCGACGCACCUACAUAUACGUGCCCAAUGUGCAAGAAGCAGGUGCGGGGACGUCAGGUGAACAACUCUUUGCCGACAAAUCUCAAAGAUAUGUUUCAUCCGGAGCCAUGGAUCGACGGAUUGGCGCACGAUUUUAUAACCUCGUUUCAGAAGGCGCACUUUAAGAGUUUGGAUAUGCAUAUUGCUCGAAAGGAAAGAGCAACAAAUAAAUUGGAUAAAGAUUUAGAGUUGGCUGAGAAAAUCUGUCGCAAGCAUUAUUUGGAAAAUCAUCGUCUACGCAUGGAGCGUAAGCAACUGGAAUUUCAACUGCAAAAAGUGCGUCACCAGGCUCAUUUGCGAAAGAGGGAGGCGCUGCGUCGUAAAAUGCGGCAAAGAACUGAGUCGCAUAAUCCGAUUAAAGAAAGAAACGCUAACCAACAUCAGCACCAACAAAUAAGGAAGCGUCCGGCGUCGGUGAAUCUACCAAAAUCAACAAUUACCAGUUUUCUACAUAAUAAUAAUCAUUCGUUUGAUUUGUAAUCAAUAGUAAAUAAAGCAUUUCAGUGAGAUGUGUG
This is a messenger RNA of Drosophila innubila, 721 nucleotides long. RefSeq names its product RING finger protein vilya (gene vilya). The transcript has 3 exons. Bases 21 to 686 code for a protein of 221 amino acids. Gene Ontology annotation, cellular component: synaptonemal complex. Gene Ontology annotation, biological process: homologous chromosome pairing at meiosis; protein sumoylation; reciprocal meiotic recombination. Lineage: Eukaryota; Metazoa; Arthropoda; Insecta; Diptera; Drosophilidae. The record is from RefSeq and is a predicted model, not a curated record. Gene Ontology annotation, molecular function: SUMO transferase activity.